AUGUUGCUUCUGACUACUCUUUUUGCCGUAUUGCUCUGGCCCGUGGCUGUCGCUGCAGCCUGGGGUUGGAAAGAUCAAAAUGGCAACUACGUGAUUGACUCAGGGGCUGACCUUGUCAUCAGCGUCAGCAAGUCCAACGGUGACAUCAACUCGCUCAAGUACAAGGGCCAGGAGUUUAACGGUUGGGGCGGCAAGAAUACCCAUGUCGAAUCUGGUCUUGGAGCCAGCACCGUCUCUAUCGCUUCUGUCGGCAGCAAUGUCAUCAAGGUCUCGGUCCAGCACGGAACUCUUAAGCAUUACAUUGUGGUGCGAUACAAGAACAACAAUGUCUACCUGUUCACCAACAAGGCUGAUACCAGUAUUUCGGCCAUGCGGUACAUUGUGCGCAUCAAGCCUGGCAUUUUCAGCCAUGCCUCGACCGACGCCGACUACUAUGAUCCUGGAAGCUCAUACAUCGAGGCCUCCGAUGUCAGCAUCAACAGCAACGGCAUCACCAAGAGCAAGCACUACCAGGGAAAUACCUAUGGACGCACCAUGGACUAUGACUACGUGGGCAAGUCAAACGGCAAGGUUGGUCUGUACAUGAUCCGUUCCAACCACGAAAAGGCUUCCGGUGGCCCCUUUUUCCGAUCUCUUCUUACCCGAGCCGAUGCAACCGGCGAGGAUCUGUAUGACAUUUACUACUACAACAUGGGCAGCACGGAUCCCAUGAGAUUCGGUCUUCAGGGCCCUAGUGUCUUGACUUUCACUGAUGGAGGCGCCCCCAACUCCAACCUGUUUGCUCGUAACGCAGACUGGACCUGGAUUGAUGGCCUCGGAUUGGAUGGAUGGACUAAGUGGGGUGACCGUGGCUAUGCUUCGGGUGUCGGAAUCUCCAACAUGAAGGACGGCUACACUUACACCGUCGGCCUGUCCAACGCCCAGGCCCAGUACUGGGGAGUGGCUUCAGCUGGAAAGGGCGCAUGGUCAAUCAAGAAGAUCAUCCCCGGUACCUACACCAUGACUGUGUACAAGGAGGAGCUGGAGGUCUAUACCGGAACAGUCACCAUCAACAAGGGCGCUGGCACAGCCGUCAACACUGUCAAGGCCACCGAUCCCGCCGACGACAACGCCAUCUGGCGCAUUGGAGAAUGGGACGGCACACCCCGAGGUUUCCUGAACUUUGAGGACAAGAUGAUGAAGCCUACGUAUAUGCACCCGUCUGACAAGCGACUGGCCAACUGGGAUGCCGGCAACUUUAUUGUUGGAACCAGCAAGGCGAAUGGCUUCCCCGGAUAUAUGUGGCAGGACAUCAACAACAACCACCUCGUCUACUUCCGCCUGAACCAGGCACAGCUCGGAAAGGAUCACACGAUCCGUCUUGGCAUCACCCAGGCUUACAUCAACGGACGACCUACCAUCAAGGUCAACGACUGGUCAGCACGCACACCCGGAGCAACCAACCAAGCCAGCACGCGAAGCUUGACUACCGGCACCUACCGUGGAAACAAUGUCAAGCUUGAGUUCACGGUUCCGAAGAGCGCCUUCAAGCAGAGCACGAGUGAGUGGCAGAUCAUGACCAUCAGCAUCGUGACCGGAAGCUCUGGCACGAAGUAUCUUAGUGGAGGUGUCAGCUUUGACAGUAUUGACAUGUUGGCUUAG
Messenger RNA from Fusarium keratoplasticum, 1641 nucleotides. RefSeq names its product Rhamnogalacturonan endolyase. The record is from RefSeq and is a predicted model, not a curated record. Gene Ontology annotation, biological process: pectin catabolic process. Gene Ontology annotation, molecular function: carbohydrate binding; carbon-oxygen lyase activity, acting on polysaccharides. The coding region runs from base 1 to 1641 and encodes 546 amino acids. NCBI's taxonomy places the organism in Eukaryota, Fungi, Ascomycota, Sordariomycetes, Hypocreales, Nectriaceae. The transcript is spliced from 5 exons.